This is a messenger RNA of Cryptotermes secundus, 4559 nucleotides long. RefSeq names its product sentrin-specific protease 1. NCBI's taxonomy places the organism in Eukaryota, Metazoa, Arthropoda, Insecta, Blattodea, Kalotermitidae. Gene Ontology annotation, biological process: protein desumoylation. Gene Ontology annotation, cellular component: nucleus. The transcript is spliced from 15 exons. The record is from RefSeq and is a predicted model, not a curated record. The coding region runs from base 214 to 2229 and encodes 671 amino acids. Gene Ontology annotation, molecular function: deSUMOylase activity.
ACGACCGGUAACGACGGAAACAUCACGGUCGUAUCCGGUCAUAUCUGUUACUUUCUUUGAGGUUGUUUGAGCGUGUGGAGGUUAUUCAUAACGCGAUGUAAUUCGUGCCAUUUCUUUUGACAGUUCGUGUGUUGUUGUUAUUAGUGCGCUUCUCUAGAAGUUAUGGGUGGUAAAUUCGAGUAGGAUAUUCUGUGAUGAAAUCAAACAUAAAAUAUGUUGAGCAGAUAUUUAAAUUAUAUCCUGAUCCGACUUGGCUUUAAAACUGGUAUAAAAAGGACCAUAGAUGAAACAGAGGAGGAUGAUGACAUAAAGGAGCGAUAUUCUAAACAGAGGAGAAUUGAUAAAACUGAUGAGCAGCAUUUUCUCACAUCUGAUCAGUUCUUGCGUCCUUCUCCUAGUUGGAGGAUGCCAAAAAAGAGGCCAGUUUUUAGUUGUCGACAGCAACAGAGAAGUAUGUAUGCAUUGCAGCCAGCUGUUCAUGUACAUGCUCCCCAGCCAGGAUGUUCCUGGUUUGAAGAUCACAAGGAAAGCAUUAUUGAAGUGUCAGAUGAUGAGGAUGUAGAUGUCUUGGGAGAGUGGCAGGAUGUCAAGACAUUGAAGAAACGUCCAGUGUACAAGACAGCUAGUGAUAUUAAAAAGACAGGAGUUUCUGUAAAUGUUGACAGAUCUGAGGAAGAUGAUGUUCAAGUUGUCAAAGUGGUGGAUUCUCAUAGUGAUGAAAUUUCACGAAGUGGGAAUACCAUCUCCAUUUUCCAAACACCAUCUGCAAGACCUUCAUUAUCAUCAAGGCAUUUUAAUGCAGAUUCAGGCACCUCAAAGAAAAGUCAAGUUCUCCUGCAGUGCCUGAAAUCACAUUCAAAGUUCAGUCAAGAUGGUAAUGGAAGCCAUAGUGGGACAUCCUCCAGAUCCAGUCGCACGGAAGAGAAGAGACCACCGAAACUUGCUCUCAAUGAGAGUAUCCGACUCGAGGAGAAAAGGCAGUACAUAGAACUUCUGCAGAGAUUCACUAGUGUCCCCCUUCAAGUGCAAAGUAGGCAUCAUGGAGCAAUCAGGAAUCCAUGUGCCAGAACAGUUCAGGACAGAGGUGGAAAUUUACAGUAUUCUGACUUUGCUGGACAAGCCAGGGAGAAAGUAGGCAAAGAAUGUCCUGUUAUAAUUGAUCUAACCAAAUCACAGCUAAGCAGGCCUUUCUCUGGGAAGCACAUAGAAGUGCGCAGGGACCGAGAAGCAGAGCCCUACACUGCAACUUCCAAACAAGAUGGUGACUCACCACGGAUUGUAGAAUUUCCCUUCAUAAGGACAAAUUCCCUGGCAGAUGCAUUAAAAUCGAAUUAUUUUUGUAGUGCUGAUCUUCUAACAAGCAUUGAUGAGAAGUACAAGAAAAAGCAAGAAGCAAGAAAGAAACAGGAAGAAGAAGAAAAGUUGAAGGCCUCACAUUUUCAGAAACGUGAAAAGAAAUUACAAGUGAAGGCACUGGAACGGAUGACAAACUACUUAAAAAUCACAGAUGCCAUCCUUGAUGAUGAAAUAAUUCUUGAGGAGGAAAAGGUUGCACUUCCUGAGCUGACCUCACAGAUGCAGGAUGUUAUUGAAUCAGCACUUAUUCCCAGACCGUCUAAUGAAGUUCUUGUUGAGGCUUUCGGUUUACCUAUAAAGCGACAUGAUAUGCAGACAUUGGCUGGUCUCAAUUGGUUGAAUGAUGAGGUAAUAAACUUCUACAUGGAACUUUUAAAGGAACGUGGGAAGCUGGAUAAUUAUCCAUCAGUUUACACCUUCAAUACAUUCUUUUAUCCAAGACUGUUAUCUGGUGGACAUGCUGUAUUGAAGAGGUGGACAAGGAAGGUUGACAUCUUUUCCUAUGACCUCAUUAUUGUACCUGUUCAUCUUGGAGUCCAUUGGUGCAUGGCUGCCAUUGAUUUUCGCAAGAAAACUAUUAAAUACUAUGACAGUAUGGGAUCUCCAAAUAACAAGUGCUUAGAGAGUCUAAUGAAAUAUCUUCAAGAUGAAAGUUUAGAUAAGAAAAAGAUACAAUUCAAAACUUCUGGAUGGCAGACAGAAAAUGUUCAGAAAAUCCCACAGCAGAUGAAUGGCAGUGACUGUGGCAUGUUUUCAUGCAUGUAUGCUGAGUUCCUUUGUCGCAAUGCUAAUAUCACUUUCACCCAAGAAGAUAUGCCUUACUUCCGCCGCAAGAUGGUGUAUGAGAUUUAUACUUGCAAACUUCUCUUGUAAUUUUGAAAGAACAACAUAUAAUGGCCUGCAAUAUGUGAAGUAACUAUGUAUCUGUAUUCUUCCUUAGUUUAAUUAUAGUUCAUAUGUAAACACGAAUUAUAUCGAGUUCAUGAAGAUCAUCAUCAUCAUCAUCACUUCAGAACGUCAGUUUCUUUGGAGGCUUAUAUGUUAAUAUUGUAUAGGUGUGAACAGUUUAAUUCUUUAGUUGGAAACAAGAUGGCGUCCAUUGGAUUAUACUGUUUAAUGGAGUUUCAUUUUUACUAUUAUGUUACUCUGUAAACUUAAAAAAUGUUUUUCUUUUUCCUUUCAAAUUCGUAUGGAGGCAGGCAUAAGAAGUAAGACAGUUAUUAACAGUAACUGAUUAUGUGACUGCUGUAGUAAAUAAUGAGGUGGAAAUAGAAUUCACUUGUGAAUCUUCUUUGAUUAUCAGUUUAUGUCAUGAAAUAUUGCAAAAAUGCAAAUUCCGAUAGCUUAUGUAACCUGUAGAAUAUUUCCUUGAAGAUGAUCUGAGAGAUGCUGGGCAAACUGUUGUAUUGCAUUCUCAUGGUUUAAUACAUUAAUUAACAUUGAAAACAAUUUUCUGUUCUUCGCUUUAAGUAGUUUCCACUUGUUUGCUUUGCUGAACCAGCACUGAAUUUCUCCAGGAAUACACACUACAUGUCAGCUUAUUAACACAGACAAACUAAGUCCAUGAACUGUUUUUUGGAACAAGGUGUACUAUGAAUUACUAUCACUACCAUCUCAUAAGAGACGAGAAAAAAAGCCUGGAAUGUGACAUGUGACUGUGUUGGCCACAGUAAGUAAUUGUCUUUUGUACAUGAAUAAUAUAGGUAUGUUUGUUCUUUUCCUCAAAAUCUUUUACAGGCCUGUGUUCCUGUGUGGAGUCUAUGUCCCAGGUCAUUAAGCAUGUACUGUACUGUUCGUGGACGAGGCUGAAACCUGCGACAUGGUCUUCCUGAAAUUCUGUAUCACUUUUGUUUGCAAUGAAGAAGUACUGAGUUCAUUACUUGUUGCGUUAACCACACUUCUCUUCCAUUUAUCAAAUAAAUAUUAAGUUACUUCUGUAUGUCUUAAUUUUUAAUUUUUCCUAUUCUGCAUUUCUUCCCAGUAGUUAAGAGUUUAAUAUUGCUGAUAAAGUCAUUCUGACUGCUAAUACCGGCAGUUUACUGUAAUCAUUUACUUCAGUCAUAUACUUGUCCAGUACCACAGUCUAGCUUUUCUUGAGUAUGGAAGUAAUGUGUUUUGAUUUCAUUCAUAUCAUCUGUAUGAACAAUGAUCUUCUGCCAGAAUGCAUUUACCUCAUUUCAUAAUUUAAACAAAGAGUAGAUACCAAAGUGAUUUCGUUAAGGAGUCUAAAAUAAUCAAAUCAAAAAGAUUUGUGUCAGCUAAAAAGACAUGAAGAGACUUUUCCAUCAGCAGUCAGAAUUGUUUGAAAGGAAACACCUGUUUUUUCAUUUCUGAUGUAUGAGUAUUUGAAAGAACAUGUAAAAGAAUGUACUUACAUAUUAUUUUAGUUCAAGGUAAGGCAAUAUUUGAUAAUGGAAAAGCAGUGCGAAAUUACCAGUGUUAUCAGGCAUAUUCUAAGUAAUUUGGAAUAUAUAUUCAUGAUCAGUAAUGAUGGGGUGUGUGUGAAUUUCAUUUCUUUUUACUGGAUCAGGAUCAAUUUGACCUUGAUUUGAAAGAUGGUUUUUCAGUCUGAAACUUCAAGAAUUUUCUGUUGCUUUGUGCAGUAGCGCACAGACUGCCUGAUCCAUCGCAGUAGUACUAGUUGGCAACACUAGUGCAAAUUAAGUUCUCAGUAAAGACUGUCUCUCUUUCUGCCCCAGGAGAAAAGGAGGUGGGCCUGAACUGAUUACAAUAGUUCACAAACAUUUUUUAUUGAAAAGUGAUAUUAUGAAAACUGAUAAGUGCCUAGUUUAUAAACUGUGAUUACAGUGAAAUAUGUGGUCUAAUAUAGAACAUUCUUGUUGUCAUCUUAAGUAUUGAAAUGUUCCUAAAUUAUUUCAAACUGAAAAUGUCAGUAUUGUACAUACCUAAUGAUGACCAUGGGAUAGAACAUGUAUAAUAUAAUGACUGCAUUAUUACUGGAAUUAGUUUUUCAAUUUUUGUUGUACAUGAUGUAGGAUAGUAAGUACUUCUCCCUAAACCCAUUGCUGUAGACUUACAGGAUGGUCUUACCUGACGUUACAAUCUGACUUCAUAAUUUGCAUUCCUUAUGUUAGUAAUUUGACUGUAACCAUUUGUAGGCAUAUACAAACACUUCUGUAACCUACUGUUGGAUAUGUCUUGUUUGUACAAAUGUUACCAAAAUAAAUAUCCUGAUGAAAAUA